GUGUCGCUUUCUGAAUGCGUCACUCACUUGCGGUUCCGUUGCAUGCUUGCUUUAGCGACAGUGAAAAGGUUUUGCUUUGCCGGACAUUUUAACGGGUUUUGACGUUUAUUCUUCGCCAUGUCGUCUCUUCUGAAGGUCGACCGCGACCUGAAGACCAGGGUGGAAACAUUCAGGGAGCAGAUCAGCAGUGAGGCCGAGCACCUGGUCGCCAGCUUCUUCCCCAAAAAGCUCCUGGAGUUGGAUCAGUUUCUCAAGGAGCCGAUUCUCAACGUGACCGACCUGAAAGACAUCCAUUCAGAGAUUAAGUUCAAAGUCCCGGAGCCGAUUCUUUUUACCAACAGCCAUGACGUCGGUGACAUGAAUACCAAGAAAAGGAAACUAGAAGAUGGAGUCACUGAUGAGAGCUGGCAAGGGGGAACCACAAACCUGGUGGUGCCAGAGGGGAUGUUGAAAUGCAACACCAAGCUGGUGGACCUGAUUGAAAGAGUUAAGCCAGAGAUCAGGACAUUGAUUGAGAAGUGUAACACAGUAAAGAUGUGGGUCCAGCUGCUCAUCCCCAGGAUAGAAGAUGGAAAUAACUUUGGCGUCUCCAUACAGGAGGAGACGGUGGCAGAGCUGAGGACGGUGGAGUCCGAGGCGGCAUCCUACUUGGACCAGAUCUCCAGAUAUUACAUCACAAGAGCCAAGCUCGUCUCCAAAAUCGUCAAGUACCCUCAUGUGGAGGACUAUAGAAGGACCAUAACGGAGAUCGAUGAGAAGGAGUACAUCAGUUUGAAAAUCAUCGUUUCGGAGCUCCGGAAUCAAUAUGUGAUUCUUCAUGAUAUGAUCCUGAAGAACAUUGAGAAGAUCAAGAAACCCAGAAACAGCAACGCUGAAGCUCUUUACUGACAAACCCCUAUACACACACACACACACACACACACACACACACACACACACACACACACACACACACACACACACACACACACACACACACACACACACACACACACACACACACAAGCUCAGUCAAACAGUCCUGACCAAUUAUUCUAGCUUUUGUUUUGGAGUAAAACCUCAAGACAAUUCAUGAAGUGUCAAAUAUGAUGCUGCCUUUUGACCGAUGCUGUGCUGAUAUUCAGUAAUGAAAAGUUUAAACAUAAUGAUGCUCUCUCUUCUGAAACCGUAGUGAGCCAUAGACGUAAGAAAAAAAACAUGCAUACAUUUCAGCUAUUGGGGAACCCGCCUCAUCUUUGUUUUUUGUCCUUGCUCUGCAGUCAUCAACAUGCUUUCUGACGUGUAACCUUCAGUUUGGGCUUUCCAGUACUCUGGAACCUGACCUCGGACUCUUCUUGGUUUGCUUUUCUUACAAUAAUUAUCCUGACUUCACGCUUCUGGAGCAAAGAUUGCCUCCAUGGCCGUCCUCCCAUCUGCUCCACUGGGGCUUCCUCUCUGGGUUAACUGUAGCCCCCCCCCCCCCCAAGAUGCUCUGCCUCUCCCAGUUGACUGUCAAGGAACCAUCUGCUCAAAUGGUAUGCAGAUAGAUUACUUUCCUAGUGGCUUCACAAAACAGCUGUAGUUCUGUAGUUUUAGUUGUUGUAGUUAUCCUGACGCACAGAGAUUUGACUGUACAGUUUAUAAAGACCUGAUGGAGGAUUCCUGCUUCUUUAUUUCUCCCCCUGCCCACUGUGCUUUGUUUUGUUUCGUGCUUGUAGCAUCUUAGCGUCGGUGACAUUUGAAAACACUUUUGCAUCCCAAGAAAAAAUAAAUAAGUGCCCCUCGAGGUCCAGACACACAUUGAACCUGGGAUCCUCUGAGAAUGGUCUGCAAACGGCAGUGUUCAUAAAGGGUUGCACUGUUGCUGGAUGCAAACUCAGCAAUGUGCCUCCAUGUGUCUCUCUCUUGUGAUCAAGCAGGCUUGAACUGGAAACGUUUUGUCAAAUUGGUUUUGAAUACAGCAACGAGAGUGUCUGGUUUCACUUGAACAUUUUUAUUUUUUAUCUGGAGUUUUCAGUUUUCACCAGAUUUAGUCACCUCAUGAAGCAAUACUGAAGUCAACUUGCCUGUGGAAGAUGACAUGGUGAAGUUAGGGACUGUCUUUAAAGUGCACGCAAAUAUGAUUUCAUUUUAAGCUUUUAAGCAAACAAAGGGAUAAAGGAAUGGACCAGAUGGGGAUUGUUACUUUGUUCAAAUUCCUACUGACUCAUAAUCGCUUUUGAAUAAAUUGGAAUGCAACCCAUGUAGCCCUUUUUAAAAAAUAUUUCUUUGAAGAACAUGGCGAGGUGUAUUCACUGUCAGUUGUGAAGAGACCAGACCAGAGACCAUUUUCUUUUAAUCAGAAUAAACUCUUGACAAGUAAAAUCUGGAGUCUCUCCCUCUGUUCUGAAGAAGCAAACGCUCUCUCGGGAAACAAAAAUAAAACUAUUUGUCCAAAGCAGGGGUGUCUCAUUUCAGUUAAUGUGCAGGACCAGUAAAACCAUUGUAUAAUAAAAUAUGAAAACACUUUCAAA
Molecule: messenger RNA, 2492 nt
Organism: Cyclopterus lumpus (lumpfish)
Lineage: Eukaryota; Metazoa; Chordata; Actinopteri; Perciformes; Cyclopteridae
Product: proteasome activator complex subunit 3-like
Exons: 10
Coding region: 118-888 (256 amino acids)
Biological process (GO): positive regulation of endopeptidase activity; regulation of G1/S transition of mitotic cell cycle; regulation of proteasomal protein catabolic process
Cellular component (GO): cytoplasm; proteasome activator complex; nucleoplasm
Molecular function (GO): endopeptidase activator activity
Source: RefSeq, a predicted model, not a curated record